AUGGCCCCGACCUUUUUGAAAUUUAAGGAGAAUAACGUGAGUGGGAAAAGGCUUUACAAUAAAACACCUGUGAUUACAAGAGAGCGCGAGUAUGUGAAAGGGAAGCUCCAUGAUGACACAGCAAGAAAUAGAGCUUUCUCAGUUAAAGUCACCAAGAUGGCCAAUAAAGACAGGAAAAGGGUGGUGGAGUGCCUGACCGCACAGUGCUCGGCCACCGACGUUCUCCAGGCCUUCAGGGUUGGGCCCACAAUCUGCUCAGCUCCACUCAGCUUACGGGGCUUGGCAGGGAAAGCUCAGGACAUGGGCAUGGGAGAUGGUUUGGUUUGGUUUGGUUUGGUGACCUUCCUCGUGCCGGUGGGCAAGGUGGGCGAGGCAGUCCUGGAAAAUGCCCGGCUCAUGCUUCAGACAGAGAAUAUCCAGGCGGGUGCGGACGACUUUAAGGAGAGAUAUGAAAAUGAGCAGCCAUUUCGAAAGGCAGCGGAAGAGGAAAUUAACUCUCUGUAUAAAGUCAUUGAUGAAGCUAAUUUGUCAAAAAUGGAUCUGGAGAGUCAAAUAGAACGCCUGAAAGAAGAACUCUGCUUUCUGUCAAGGAGCUACGAAGAGGAUGUGAAAGUGCUGUACAAACAGCUGGCAGGGUCUGAGCUGGAACAAAUGGGUGUACCCAUCGGCACUGGUCUGGACGACAUCCUUGAGACCAUCAGGAUCCACUGGGAGAAAGAUGUCGAAAAGAACCGGGCGGAAGCAGGGGCCUUGCUCCAAGCCAAGGUGAGGCAGGACCUGCUCCCUGUGCAGAAGGAGGUCAAGCAAAGGUGA
Leptonychotes weddellii (Weddell seal) is the source of this 813-nucleotide messenger RNA. The record is from RefSeq and is a predicted model, not a curated record. Lineage: Eukaryota; Metazoa; Chordata; Mammalia; Carnivora; Phocidae.